Molecule: messenger RNA, 1036 nt
Organism: Actinia tenebrosa (Australian red waratah sea anemone)
Lineage: Eukaryota; Metazoa; Cnidaria; Anthozoa; Actiniaria; Actiniidae
Product: vacuolar ATPase assembly protein VMA12
Biological process (GO): vacuolar proton-transporting V-type ATPase complex assembly
Cellular component (GO): endomembrane system
Source: RefSeq, a predicted model, not a curated record
AAAUGGUGGUCGAAGUUAUUCUGACAAGACAAAUUGAACAAGCCAUAAAACAGGCGAGAAAAAUCGAUGAAAUACCUGAGGACUUAAUAGAAAGGCUCUCACAUUACGGAGAGGAUGAAGAUAAUGACAGGGAUAAGAAGAUACAAAGAGUUAUAGAGUUUAAAUUAGUUCGGGAAGUUUGGCUUUAUUUGAAGAAGAAUCAAACCAAAUCUGAUAAAACGAGCCGUAUUUAUUUACACGAACUCCUGGAAGGAAGCGAACUUUAUGUUGAACCGCCAAAACCACCUGAAAAGAGUCCAGAAUUAGUUGCUCGUUUAAAGAGGCUUAAAGCAGAGCAGGAAAGAUUACAAUAUGAUAAAAUGGUUUCCAAUUUAGGACCAAAGUGGGCAGAUACAACAGAAAGCCUUGCAACAGAAGUAAAAUCAACAUCCAAGCAGUUGUCCUCRGUAGUGAACUUCUUGUGUACUGUUGGUGCCACAUUCGUGUUUGGAUUUGUUGCUUCACAAUAUGCAUUUCCAAAUCUAGCUCUGAGAGUUAUCAUAGGGAUUGUCCUGGCAUGCUUUGUAGCAGUAGCAGAAAUCUAUUUUAUGGCAAGAACAGAGAUUUAAGAAGACUACAAUUAGCACUCCUCCGUCAGCGAUAACAGAGACAGCACACAGAAUGACAGCACUCACACAAGUCUGAAAGUAAUCUUGUACAAGCAGAAAUUGAACCAGGGCUUAGGGAUAAAAACCAAGGUAAUUUUUUGAAAUUUUAAUUCAUGAAAAAUAAAAMUUGUUGUUAGAUUAAUUCAGAUGUAUCACAUUGUAACCAGCUUUAGAACAAUGUCAAAAAUGGUCCAAAAUAGGAACCCAUUUUUAUUAGUUUAUGUAUGGUACCAAAGCAUGUCAGAAUCCAGCUCAAUUGGAGAACAUAAGAAUAGGUUUCAAAUUCUCAUGAGAUUAAAAUUCCUUUGUUUAGUCCACCAAAUUGAGCUGCUUUGUCAUCACAUACUAGGGGUAUAUAAGAGGACAGAUAAAUAAGCUGACGUCAAUGA